AUGCCAGAGCUGAGGACGGACAUUGAAAUCAUUGUUGCUGAUGUGUCUAUCGAGGAAUCGCUGGCCAUCAUGUGCCAACAAGGAGUGGUGAUUCUCAACUGUGUGGGCCCUUACAGGUUUUAUGGGGAACCAGUGGUCAAAGCUUACAUAGAGAACGGAGCUCACUACAUAGACAUCUGUGGGGAGCCUCAGUUCCUAGAGCUCAUGCAGCUCGAGUACCACACGAAGGCGUUGGACAGGGGAGUCUACGUGAUCGGCAGCUGUGGCUUCGACUCCAUACCAGCAGACCUGGGUGUUCUCUACACACAGAAGCAGUUCAAAGGGACACUGACAGCUGUGGAGAGCUUCCUGAGCAUCAGCAGUGGGCCUCAGGGCUCGGUUGGCCACGAUGCCACUUGGCGGUCUGCAGUGUACGGCUUCGCGGACAGCGGAUCCCUCCGCCAGCUGAGGAAGAAGCUCGGCCAUAAACCGCUGCCCGUGGUGGGAGCCAAAGUCAAAAAGAGGGGGUUUGUGUUUUUCAGCAAGGAGAUGGAGCAGUACGCCAUCCCGUUUAUGGGUUCUGACCCUUCAGUAGUCAAGAGAACCCAGCGUUUCCUCUACGAGGAGGAACACCGGUCACCAGUCCAGUACAGUGCCUACGUCGGGAUCGGUGGCCUCUUCUCGGUCGUUAAGCUCCUCUGUGGAGGCCUCCUCUUCUGGUUCAUGGUCAAAUUCAGCCUGGGCAGGAAGCUCCUCACCACGUUCCCAUCACUCUUCUCCUUUGGCUUGUUCACCAAGUCUGGUCCAACCAUGAAGCAGAUAGAAGACACGUGUUUCAGCUUGACGCUCUUCGGGGAGGGCUACUCAGAGGGUUCCGAUCCCACACACGGCCGACCCAACGCAAAGAUCUGCACCCAGGUCAUAGGAGCAGAGCCUGGUUAUGUCGCUACAGUGUCUGCUCUGGUACAAGCAGCGGUAACCUUGCUGAAUGAGCUGCACUCUCUGCCCAGGAGGGGAGGGGUGUACACUCCAGGAGCUGCGUUCCAUAAAACCAGUCUCCUUGAACGCCUCCACAACCACAGCAUCAGGUUCUCAGUCAGGAACUACUAG
Molecule: messenger RNA, 1089 nt
Organism: Anoplopoma fimbria (sablefish)
Lineage: Eukaryota; Metazoa; Chordata; Actinopteri; Perciformes; Anoplopomatidae
Product: saccharopine dehydrogenase-like oxidoreductase
Exons: 11
Coding region: 1-1089 (362 amino acids)
Biological process (GO): glycolipid biosynthetic process
Cellular component (GO): lipid droplet; mitochondrion; plasma membrane
Source: RefSeq, a predicted model, not a curated record